Messenger RNA from Leopardus geoffroyi (Geoffroy's cat), 3242 nucleotides. RefSeq names its product fibronectin type III domain containing 7 (gene FNDC7). The transcript has 13 exons. Lineage: Eukaryota; Metazoa; Chordata; Mammalia; Carnivora; Felidae. Gene Ontology annotation, molecular function: protein binding. The coding region runs from base 1 to 2202 and encodes 733 amino acids. The record is from RefSeq and is a predicted model, not a curated record.
AUGGCUGGCGGACCCAAGAAAUGUUUGUCUUUCAUUGGAUUCAGCCUUAUCUGUCUUAAAAUGGUUGCUUCAGCAAAUACAGCUCCUGAAAUACCCUCUAUUGAUCAGGCAUAUUCAAAAAUCAGCACCAGCAUCACUGUGGAAUGGGCCACAGUGCCAGGGGCCACCAGUUAUCUUCUCACGGCUGAAGAUGGAGACACUGUCAUUGAAACCAUGGUGGCCAAUUCCCCAGGCACUGUGACAGGCCUGAAGGCUGCAACCUUGUACCAAAUCACUGUCAGAUCUGUCAGUGCCACUGGGAGAAGCCCAGCAUCGCUUCCAAAGCAGGCCAAGACAGUGUUGGCUGCACCAAUUCUAGAAGUAAGCUCUCCAAGUCCAGACUCUAUUCUUGUGCAGUGGGAAGCUGUAUAUAUGGCAAUUGGAUUCUCUGUGUCCAUUAUGCAAGCCAAUGGUUUGGGUAGAAUAUGGAAAGAGAAUACCACAAACACCUCCUUGACAUUCACCAGGUUAGAUGCUGGGACUCUCUACACCAUAAAGGCCUAUGCAUGGAAUGCCAAUGGAACCCCUGGGGACGACUCCACCUGCAAUCAGAGAACAAGUCCUCGUGCCCCUGCCAGCAUUCAAGUCUCUCUUGACAGUGGGGCUCUGAAGGCUUCUGUUUCAUGGGCCCCAACGGAAGGAGCAUUCAACUAUACCGUGAUGGCUUUGAGUGACUCUUCGGAGCUGAGCUGUAGUACGACUCGCAGUGCCUGUACUAUCUCCUCCCUACAGUGUGGGACUGAGUACCUAAUUUCAGUUUUAGCAAGUAAUGAUGCUGGGUCUAGCAAGUCAACUUCAUCAGAGGCCCUAAAAACUGUUGCCUGUGCACCUGGAAGAGUGACCGUCCAAGAAGAUCCUCCGGGCCACCUGUCUGUGGCUUGGUCCAAUGUAGAUCUGGGUGAUUACUAUGUGGCCUUUGUGAAGAGUGAUGAUGGCUUGGAAGUCCACUGCAACACAUCCCUCACCCAGUGCAAUUUCUUAUCUGAAUGUGGCUUCACUUACUUUAUUAGUGUUUUUGCCUAUAACAAGGCAGGGCAGAGUCCUCUGGGCGAUGUGUUCAAUUAUACCACAGCCCCCUGUUGUCCUAGCGAUAUUAACCCUGUGUUGGUGUCCAGUGACAGAGUAGAGAUUGUCUGGUCUCCUGUCCGUGGUGCCGAACUUUAUGAAACCAAGGCUGUAGAUGGGUUCAAAGUGGUUGAGUGCAAUGACACCGCUCCUGCUUGCACCCUCUCCGCUCUAGAGUGUGACACCAAGUACAACGUCACAGUGUAUUCCUUCAGCGAAGUCCGGGGCAGCAAUAUGUCAUGUACUUCCCGAUUUGUAACCACAGCUCCUUGCAGUCCCGAAAUAAAAAACGUUUCAAAGGAUGCAUUCUCCAUGAUGCGUGUGCACUGGCGAUCCACUAAUGACGAUGCCACUUACACGGUGACUGCCCAGGGGGAGAAAGGGCUGUAUCGGUGCAGCAGCACGGGAGAGUCCUGCGUGGUGGGGAGCUUGCCCUGCGGCUCCGUGUUCUCCGUCACUGCGGUGGCUGAAACACAGGCAGGGCGGAGCCUGCCCAGCUUCAGUGUGCCCCUGGAAACAGUGCCGUGCUGUCCAGCUGGUCUGACAGUAACUCAGGUCACCCAAUCAGUAAUCAACGUGAGCUGGACUGUUGGGACCGGGGCCCAAACCUAUGUGACAGUUCUGGAGUCACACACCGGACAGUCUAAGUGUCUCACCCAUCAAAACCAGUGCCUCCUGGGAUGCAUCACAUGUGGCGUCAAUUACACAGUGGCAUUAAAAGCGAUUAGUGCCACUGGGUUGACUGCAGACUGCACCUACCAAAGUUAUUCCUCUAGUGCCUGCUGCCCUUUGGGAGUGAAAUUAUAUAGGCUGAGCCCUAAUGGCAUCCGAAUCUACUGGCAAGCCUCCAGGGGCUCUACCAAUUAUAGCACUGACCUCUACGGUUCUAAAGGCAUUUUCACCUGUGCCCCAAGAGCUGGCCUCAGUUUUUGUGAUGUCACCGAGAUACCCUGUGGGGAUGUAUAUACCGUGAUGGUCUCACCAGUUGCUGAGACAGGACUGAAGCUUACUUUCUGUCCAAAAAAAAUCUAUUCAGUAACCUGCUCUGGAAGUACACUUGGAAUGGUGAUUUACCGAGGGAAAAGAAAUGCAGAAUAACACACUGAGCCACAAACAAAAACAGAGGCUGGACCUAAGUUGACUCGAUUGUUAGUGCGAUUAGAGGUGGAAAAGCUCUAUUACAAUACAAAAUACCUCUAGGGUAGAUAAGCUCUUUUGGCCUUUAGACCGCAACUCAGACUCCACUCCCUGAAGGCAAGCAAGGUCAGGUGUGUCCUCACCUGUGCAGGAGUUCAAGCUCUGAUGUGGAGAGGACUCAGUUGAGAAAUGAAUCCAGAAAGUCCUCUGGAAGACUGCCAGAGUGAGCUAGCAUGCUGGGAAAGUUCUGGAAACGUGAAAGGUCUGCUGAGAAGGAACUCUUUCUGAAAUUUCACAUCCAGACACCACACAGACUUCAACACAUCCACUUUAUAGGUAGUUCACAGACACCCUUGCCAAGCAUCCCUCUCUCCGUUCAAGGGCUGCAAAUGUUCACUUGGAGAGCUUGAAAUCAAGCCACCACACAGAGACACUGCUCAUCUCAAGACAGACCCCCAGCAGGACCUUGGCAUAGUUUGGAGAGCAACAGCUGCCAGGGCAACCUGUAGUAACAAACACCCUCAUCUUAAGUUCGGAGGAAGCCAAGUUGCUGGUAGUGUUCGCCGAGACAAAGCAUCGUGUGAUGUUACCUCUGCACAAGCAUCUGGGAAAGCCAAACUGCCGGCCUGUUGCUAGGAGGAUUGCAGUCAUGGUUUUGAGUGAGCAAAGCCUUCGAUGGAGCAAUGGCCAAGGCAAAGCCUUACACUGUGGCAGACUGACAUCCAUGCAUCUUUUUCGGGGAGGACCAUCGAUCUUGCUGGUGGUAUCCCCCACUCACACUGUGCUAUUUUCACCUUUGGAGAGGAAAGACAAUGAUAUCUAAUAUAAAUCUGUCAUACCUAGAAAAAUGUUUGUCCUUUGAAUGUCAAUAACAUUAUUAAAAAAUAGUGUGAGUGGGAUUGCAUAACACACAUGACCAUAGUGCUACUCCCCAAAAGCAUAGCCAUGGAGCCAAGAAUGUCUGUAGUUAGGUACAACGGUAAAACUCUGCCCAAAGGGAA